AUGCUGUUCCUCGCUCUACCUUCGCUUUUCGCCGCUCUGAGCUAUGCUCUUCCUCAGGAGGCGGCCUGUGCUACCAUCACCAAGCAGAUCAUUGUGCCGACCAGAACUGCAACAUACUGGUCCACUGCGAUCGUGACUGUCUCUCCGACCACGGCUAAGAACCUGGGAAUUUUCACGCUCAUCACCACCAUCUCGGACACGACCACCGUCCAGACCUUGACCAGUACGACGACCUCGUGUGCGGCGAGUGGUACUGUCUUUGUACCGGUAUCGACAACUACCGUGUACGGUAAAUCGAACUUUGCCAAACGCCAGCUCGGCCUGAAUCCACGACAAUAUGCGGACUGUACCACGACAGUCACUUCCUACACCACGUACGGCCAGACCUACACAUGGGCUCCAGCUGGAGAGACGGCCACCUUCUACGACUACUCCGCCUUUUCCCAGACCACCGUGACCAGCGUCAAGACUGGCGGUAGAGCAUUUGCCAUUGCCACCUCGAUGGUAACCAAGCCCGUCACCUGUGGAACCCAGACCAUUACCCAGAAAGGCCAAACAUCGACUGUGACUCUGGACCCAAAAUGCUCGCCGAGCUCGAUGAUUAGCCAGUACAACGACUACGGCAUUUCGUACCUAUCAGAUACCCCAUCAGCUGGUGCGACGUGGAAGACGAGCACGACUGAUGCUUCACAAUGCUGCCAGCUGUGUGCGACAUCUUGGCAGUGUGCCUCGUCUGCGUGGGACAUUCGUAGUGGCGAGUGCAGGUUGGAAUUCCCUGUUACGUGGAACACUGGCGAUCUGAACUGCGGCAAUGGCCUGCUCGCAUACUACGAUGCUGGCCCAGCUAAUCCAAUGGCCCCCGGUACUGGAUGGUACAUUGCAAAGCUUUGCGGCGACGCGACCUUUGGUGCUGCACAGCCAGACGAUGGCUCAUAG
Molecule: messenger RNA, 936 nt
Organism: Sphaerulina musiva SO2202
Lineage: Eukaryota; Fungi; Ascomycota; Dothideomycetes; Mycosphaerellales; Mycosphaerellaceae
Exons: 2
Coding region: 1-936 (311 amino acids)
Source: RefSeq, a predicted model, not a curated record